AUGGUCUCCGCGAACUGGGGGUCGGCGGCGGGGUCGGGCUGCGGGCCGAACCGGCCGGCGAACUCUUUGCAGUGGGCGAAACCGACGGUGUGGGCGCCGGAGAGGGCCACGAGGUCCCUGGGGGAGAAGCCCCUCUCGGCGAAGAGGGCGAUCAGCUGGGAGACGGAGCUGUUGGAGUGGGGGAGGUGGCCCUCGACGGCGUCCGCGCGGGAGACGAAGCUGUCCUUGCGGCCGAGGCGAACGGCGUAG
This is a messenger RNA of Spirodela intermedia, 249 nucleotides long. The record is from the annotation of a GenBank genome assembly. NCBI's taxonomy places the organism in Eukaryota, Viridiplantae, Streptophyta, Magnoliopsida, Alismatales, Araceae.